Molecule: messenger RNA, 1178 nt
Organism: Neurospora tetraspora
Lineage: Eukaryota; Fungi; Ascomycota; Sordariomycetes; Sordariales; Sordariaceae
Product: P-loop containing nucleoside triphosphate hydrolase protein
Exons: 2
Coding region: 31-1098 (355 amino acids)
Molecular function (GO): GTP binding
Source: RefSeq, a predicted model, not a curated record
CCCCGGCGAGACCAGAUAUUUAUCGCGGUUAUGGGGUUGACAGGCUCCGGCAAAAGCAGUUUCAUAAGACACUGCGUCGGUAAUAAUGGCAUCGAAAUCGGCCGUGGCCUCGCAUCAUGCACGAAGGAUGUCCAAAUACACUCUUACAAGCAUUCCGAUUCCAUCGAAGUCAAUCUCAUUGACACCCCGGGCUUCGAUGACGACAGCCUAACCGAUGCUGAUGUUCUCGAGAAGAUUUCUGGUUACCUUAAGGAAUCGUACGAUCGCAAGAUCACGCUGAACGGCCUUUUGUAUCUGCACCGCAUCACCGAUAAUCGCAUGCAAGGAUCAUCAAUGAAGAACCUUGCCGUAUUCAAGAAAUUGUGUGGGCCUGAUGCCCUCCAUCAUGUCACUUUCGUCACAACCAUGUGGGACAAAGAAUCGGAAUCGUGUCGUGAGGAGUUUGAGGGCCGUGAAAAGGAACUCCUCACCGACAAUAAGUUCUGGGCCACAAUGAUUCAACCCCAUGGCGCGUGCACAGGGCGACACAACAACACCCGGCAGUCUGCGAUGGACUUGCUAGCGAGAUUCAUCCAACAGCCUGAGAGCACCGUGGUCACCGAUCUCCAGCGCGAGCUGGUAGACGACAAACUGCGACUGGACGAGACCGCAGCUGGAAAGGUUGUAAUGAGCGGGAUCAAUAAGGCAGCAGAGCGGGCGGAAAAGGAGUUACGGGGAAACAAAGAAGCCCGAGAGGAUCUCGCAUCAGCGGCCAGGGAAGAAAAAGCAGCGCACAAGGCAGAACAAGAAGCGGACACGGCAGAACUCGAAGCGCAAUGGGCAGAACUCCUAGCGGAAAAGGCAGAACUCGAGGCAAAGCUUAGGAAGCUCAAAGAACAGGAGGAGAAAUUGAGGAAAGCUGAGAUGGAGAGCAGUAAGAGAUGGAAUUGCUAUUUCCGUGUCGGCUGCGUUCUUGCUGUAGGCUCUGGCGCAGCGGUGGCUGCAGUAGCCUCCGGUGCUGCUGUUGCCGUGCCGGUGAUCUUGAAAGACACCAUAUUGGUUGCCGCGCAGCUUGCCAUGCAGCUUGCCACGGAGGAAAACGAGACCGCUGCCACGUGAUGGAACUGACAAAGUGAAGAGGUUAUCGUAUAGCGAUUUGUUGGAAACCAGUGUGUUGAAUUAUCCGAUGGAUCAUCAAU